AGGCUCGGCGACGAGACUGUGGACGAUGUUGCUCGCGAAGGGCUUGCACUUGGAUCUCCGGAUGCUCAAUACAGCCCACUCUGACCACAUUUACAACGAUCAGGCGGCCCUCUUCCACAUCUCCUUACCCAAUGGCGGCAGCUGCAAAAAAGACUUUGACUUCUCUCGCGAGCCGCUCUUGACCGACUUCGGUGGUGAUGCCGCGGCCUACGCGGAGAAAGCGGUCACGACUCGAAGCCUGCGCCCCAUGCAGAAGCUGCCUUUCUUCUGGUUGGAUCCAAAGGAACUCUUGGAGAAGCACCACCAACGUGGAGACCCCAUCACUGUGGUCCUGGUGUGCAGAGAUCCCAGAGCAUUGGUGGCGAUGAAGAUCUUCCACCAUUGCACGCACCUCGGAGCUUCAACAGGUUUGAACGAACCUCCUGAGCUGUUUGGCUGUUUUGGUGUUCGGACUGGUUUGGAUUGGCAGAACCUGGCAUAUCCUACAUGCUGGUAUCAUUUCUCAGACCUUCUCCAAAGCUCGGAGAGGUCCGUGGAGAAUCAGCUGUUCAUGCCUCGUUGCACCGCGUUGGUUUCUUCAAACCUCUCAAAGGACGGAGUAUGGAGACAGUCCUUUCGCCAACCAAACACCCAACGCUCCGGAGUUGGGAGACAUCCAGUCUGGGCAUCUUGACCGGUUGACUUGGGUCUACAGAGGGGUUGACCUAGGUAAGUGGGAAAGUGGGUCUGUAGGUAAGUGGGGCCAAGUGGGGUCUAUAUAGGUAAGUGG
Messenger RNA from Durusdinium trenchii, 769 nucleotides. Lineage: Eukaryota; Dinophyceae; Suessiales; Symbiodiniaceae. The record is from the annotation of a GenBank genome assembly.